Molecule: messenger RNA, 675 nt
Organism: Panonychus citri (citrus red mite)
Lineage: Eukaryota; Metazoa; Arthropoda; Arachnida; Trombidiformes; Tetranychidae
Product: chromatin complexes subunit BAP18-like
Exons: 2
Coding region: 113-436 (107 amino acids)
Source: RefSeq, a predicted model, not a curated record
GUUCUUGACAAUAAUUUCUGGUUUCUCGUGGUUUCCACUUAAUUUCAUCCCAAUUGUUGUCUUGAUUAAAUUAUCUUUUCGCUAAUUCUGUUCCACCAACAGUUAACUGAAUAUGACAUUAACUACCGGAGAUAAAGUCGGAGAGAUUCUUGUUUUUUCUGGUCAAGCUUUUACUAAAUUAGGUGAACUGAUUGGCUCUUAUGACAAACCUGAUUCAGAUUUCUCCAGUGACAAAUGGACAGAGGAAGAUAUCGAAACUCUGAGAACAACCAUUCGAACUUUCAGUGAAGAUUUGAAUAAUUUGUCGGAAAAAUUACGAAACAAAGCGAUCGCCAAUAUGAAGCAAGGGAUGAAAAGAAGAGCUCAAGCUUCCAAAGGAUUGACUCAUGUCACUACAUCACCGAAAAUGUCAAAAGUUGCCAAACAAUCAAAUUAAAUUGGAUGAAACAAAUUGUACAGAUUGAAAUUUAUUCACCGAUUCCUUUAAAUAUCUUCACCAUUUUACUCACCAAGAGAUCUUCAAUCUCCAUGGAAGGAUAUUCAUCAAAGUCUUUUCUCAUCUCUUCAUUUUUUUAAUUCGUUUGUUGAAUCAAAUAUCAAUUGUAACACUUGAAAAUUCAUUCAUUUCAUUCAUGAGCAUAAAAUUUAUUAAAAUAUUCUAAUCGAUUGACAGAA